This is a messenger RNA of Chenopodium quinoa (quinoa), 753 nucleotides long. RefSeq lists its product as uncharacterized. The record is from RefSeq and is a predicted model, not a curated record. Lineage: Eukaryota; Viridiplantae; Streptophyta; Magnoliopsida; Caryophyllales; Amaranthaceae. The transcript has a single exon. Bases 1 to 753 code for a protein of 250 amino acids.
AUGAUCUAUGUGAUUGAGUUCCAGAAGAGAGGUUUACCUCAUGCUCACUUUUUGGUCAUUUUAAAGCAAGAGUACAAAAUCAAAUGCCCAUCUGAUUUUGAUAAAUUUGUAUGUGCUGAGAUACCAUCAGUUGACAAUAGAUAUCUUAGAAAAGUGAUACUCAAACAUAUGAUGCAUGGUCCCUGCGGUCACUUGAAUCCAGAGUGUCCUUGUAUGAAGCAAAAAGAAAGUCCUGGUCGUUGUAAAUAUGGUUAUCCAAAGCAGUUCUGUGAUGAAACUAAAAAUGGUAGUGAUGGAUAUCCAUUGUACCGAAGAAGAGAAACAGGAGAAACUGUUACAGUUCGAAAGACAAUUAUGGAUAAUAAAUGGGUUAUCCCAUAUAGUCCAUAUCUUUCUUCAUACUUUGACUAUCAUUUAAAUGUUGAGGUUUGCUCUACUAUAGAGGCGGUCAAGUAUUUGUAUAAGUAUGUUUAUAAGGGUCAUGACAGAGUGUCUUUUAAUAUUGGUCAGUCUGAAGAUGAUGUUCCUGUCCAAGAUGAAAUACAGCAGUAUCAGUCAGGUCGAUGGGUUUCACCCUGUGAAGCUGCUUGGCGCCUUUUUAGCUUUGAUAUGUAUGAAAUGCAUCCACCAGUUUUGCCUCUUCCUGUGCAUUUGCCUAAUUCACAGUUGGUCCAGCUUAGGCCCCAUGAACGACUUACAUCAGUGGUUUCAGAUGAUAAACGUUCUAGAACUUGUCUUACAGAGUUCUUUUGA